Rhinolophus ferrumequinum (greater horseshoe bat) is the source of this 3448-nucleotide messenger RNA. It is a transcript of the gene SLC25A53, whose product is annotated as solute carrier family 25 member 53. Lineage: Eukaryota; Metazoa; Chordata; Mammalia; Chiroptera; Rhinolophidae. The transcript is spliced from 3 exons. The coding region runs from base 289 to 1209 and encodes 306 amino acids. The record is from RefSeq and is a predicted model, not a curated record.
ACCGCCUUUAAAUGCGGGCUGCCGGCAGGCUGGGGUCUGGCUAUUGCCGCUGCAGGUGCUCUCCGAGGCCGUAAGGCAGGAGCCGUCGGCCGCCGCCAGGAGAGCAGAUGGGGCGCAGGGGUGCAAUCCCUAAAAGCCUUGGUGUGUGCAUAUUUGAGUCAGAACUUCUUAGUGGACAUCAGGAUUUGGACUAACAAAAAUGCUGAAGGCAGCCUCUUCUUGUCUUCAGGACUUGUGUCCUGGGGCUGCGGCUGCACUGUGAUCUUUCUGCACCAAGUUGUCUCCAGCAUGGCAGAACAGAACCACUCUCCUGGAAAGGAGCUUCAGCACUGGACUCGAGCAGAGGUUCCUGGAAAAAAAAGCUGGCACUCCCAGGCCUACGCCCUUGGGGCCAUUUCCAAUUUUAUGUCUACUUUUCUGACCUUUCCUAUCUAUAAGGUUGUGUUCCGACAACAGAUCCAUGCUGUGGCAGUGUCAGAAGCUCUGCGACAGCUUUGGCAUGAAGGCCCUCAAUACUUCUACAGGGGAAUCUACCCGCCUCUUCUCUCCAAGACGUUGCAAGGCACUCUACUGUUUGGGACUUAUGAUAACCUGCUGUGCUCUCUCUCCCCUAAUGGGCCACACUCCCUGGGACACCGCUGGGCUGCAGGGCUCAUGUCUGGCGUGGUGGAGGCUGUGGCACUCAGCCCCUUUGAAAGGGUGCAAAAUGUGCUCCAGGAUGGUCGCAAGCAAGCUCGCUUCCCUAGCACCUUCAGCAUUCUCAAGGAAUUCAACUCUUAUGGGCUUUGGGGGCGGCUUUCACUGGGCUAUUAUCGUGGUUUCUGGCCUGUCCUUCUCAGGAACAGCCUGGGGAGUGCUCUGUAUUUCUCUUUCAAGGACCCCAUCCAGCAUGGCUUGGCAGAGCAAGGCCUGCCCCAUUGGGUUCCUGCCUUGGUGUCUGGGAGUGUCAAUGGAACAAUCACCUGCCUAGUUCUCUAUCCUCUGAUUGUGCUAGUUGCCAAUAUGCAGUCCCAUAUUGGUUGGCAGAGCAUGCCCAGCCUGUGGGCCUCUGCCCAGGAUGUGUGGGACACUCGGGGCCGAAAGGUGUCCCUGAUCUACCGUGGGGGCUCCCUGGUCAUUCUAAGGUCCAGCGUGACAUGGGGCCUCACUACAGCUAUCCAUGACUUCCUGCUGAGGAGGUCUCAUUCCAGGAAAGAGCUGAAAGACUGACUAGUUGCAGGAAGUGUGGCCAUGGCACCGUUGUUAUUCUAAGCCUUCCCUGGUUGGUCUAAAUACCUACUUUUUUGGCUUGGUUACCUAAUACAGUCAUUCUUUAGCAUCUUUGAACUGUCAGUCCACCACCUACCAGCCUGUUGGGCACAGACAAAGCCCAGCAGGCUUCCUUGGUCAGAAAAAGACUCCUGUCUAUCCACAGCUUCAACAGCCUCAGACCCAGGAGGCCUUUAAAUAACUUGUAACCCAGAUGAAAGGUCAUUCCCUUAAGGAAUUCUUUGACAGUAAGAAGAAAAUUUAAAAGGACCUUAAUUAGGCACUGUGAGUUCUGGGAUCCCUCUGAUUGUCCACUGGACCAAACUGAGUAGAGGACCAGGAACUCCAACUUCAAAGAACUAACCUUGACUCUUAGGAUGGGGAUUCCACAGAAAUUCUCAGAUGGCUACAUUUUCAUGACUUUGUUCACUACCCCUACUACCACUACUCUCACUUCUCAAGGUUGUGGGUCCUAGCUUCAGGGUGGCAGUUGGGGCUGAAAAUCCUAAAUUAGACUUGCCUCAACUGAUCAGGUGCCACAAGAACUGGUAGGGCUGGAGGUGGGCAUGAGGAGAGGUGUGGUCACUGGAUGGAUGGAAAGAAUAGACUUUGAGGGGAGAGAUUUAGUUGCAUGCAAAAUAGAAACAUUUACUACAGGUUGCUUAGGGUUAUCUGCUGGGACAUUUUUGAUAGUGAGGCAAUGACAUUGCCUAGAAACCAUUUGAGUUUCCCUAAGAAAUCUGGAAGUGAAAUGACCAUAUCUCUUCACAAAUCAUUGCAUAUUUUAUUGCUGUGGUUAAUUAUAGUUACUGUAACACAAAUGCAAGAUCCGAAAUCUUAGCCUGUAGUUCAGAGCCACUCAAAAUAUGAUCCCAUACCACUUUCAGCAUUUCAUCACAUCACUCCCACUUACAUAGAUUUCAUACACCAGCCAAACUGGACUAUUGUUCUCUCCCCACACAUGCCACAAACUUUCCCAUGGUCAUGCUUUGGCCCACACUAUUCUCUCCACCUGUAGUGACCCUUUUCCACAUGCCAUUCUGCCAAAAUACUUCCAAAACCUCAAAGCCCAGCUCAGAUGCCACCGUCUCUGUGGAGCCUCUUCUGAUUUCCCACAAUUGAAUGUGAUGGUAGUCUCUCAUGAUGCCCCUCUCCAAUAACACUUCGUACAUGGCGCCGAUUCCAUUAUGUCGCUGAUCUCAUGUGGCUCUAUGUUCUCGGUGUUCGUCAAUACCUCUUACUAGACUGUAAAACUCCCUGAAAGCAGGGAUUCUUGUACACAUUUUAAAUCUCCCAUUGUGCCUAGGUGCUCAGUAAUGUUGGCUGAAUUAUUGAAUUGAUUAUCAAGCUGUGAUAUGGUCUUUAUCCUCAGGGUGCUGUCCCUUGUACAUGAAGAUAAUGUCACUGACUCACUGUCAGCAAGACAUGCCUUUGGGGUGUGAUUUUGUUUUCUUUUAUUAGCGGAUUUAGUUUUGUGCUAAUGAUGAUGCUGCAGAUGAUAAUAAUAAUGAUAAUAAAAAAUAACUUUCAACUGGAACAUUUGACAAGUUUCUGUUAUUGAUGGCAUGUUUGCUAUUAGCAACACUAUAGGAACUGAAAUUUCACCAACAGAAAUGUAUUGCUUAACUGUCCUAUUCAGUUCAACUGGAAUUUUGAGGAUUUCCAAGAUGACAGUAUGUCACAAUUUCCCCCUUAUAGAUAUGAUAAUGACCUGGACUUGCACCUCCCUACCAAACCGAAUUUGUCAUUUAUUAUCUGAUUAUAGAUCCUUGUAGUGAGAAUUCCUCAAUGAAUAUCACAGAAAUUAAAGACACAGCUAUGGGUGAUAUGAGAUCAGAGAGCAUUUGCCAUCAAGGUCGAUAGAAAAUGGCUGCUACAGAAUAACUGCAGAUGAGUUCCCAUGUCUGAUCCCAUGCAACCCUAGAUGAGGUGGGGCAGUACUCUGGAUUCUUUCUUUUUCCUUUCUUUUAUAGAUUUUAUUGGGGAACAGUGUGUUUCUCCAGGGCCCAUCAGCUCCAAGUCGUCCUUCAAUCUAGUUGUGGAGGGCACAGCUCACUGGUCCAUGUGGGAAUUGAACCGGCAACCCUGUUGUUCAGAGCUCACGCUCUAACCAACUGAGCCAUCCAGCCGCCCUGGAUUCUUAAUGUGGUUAUAUUUUCUGACAUUUAAAAAUGGCGUUUGGGCUUGAGAUCAAUAAAAU